Molecule: messenger RNA, 1984 nt
Organism: Myotis lucifugus (little brown bat)
Lineage: Eukaryota; Metazoa; Chordata; Mammalia; Chiroptera; Vespertilionidae
Gene: CLEC1A
Product: C-type lectin domain family 1 member A
Exons: 6
Coding region: 183-1004 (273 amino acids)
Source: RefSeq, a predicted model, not a curated record
UUACAGGCGAGGGGUUGGGCCUCUCCAGGCAGGAACUGGAGUCAGACGCUUCCCUGCUACUUGCUGGGAGAGAAGAACAUUAGGAAUGCCUUUCAGUGCCUGCGUUCCUGACCUGUCCCUUAGAAGCCUGGCAGCUCGGGGAAAUCCAGCCACAGCUCACCCUCAACCUUGCAGGAAUCCUGAUGCAGGCCAAAUACUACAGCACGAACAACAUGCUGGAUGAGGAAUGGGGCACCACCUUGAGCCUGCAUUCUCAAGCCUCUACUCCAGCCCAGCGCCCGAAGCAUGGGCACACAGAGCAGCCACCUCCCUCUUCAGCAUGGCGUCCAGUGGCCUUGAUCCUGAUCAUUUUGUGCCUGGUGCUGCUGAUUGGCCUGGCAAUACUGGGGUUUGUGUUUUUUCAGUUCUACCAGUUCUCCAAUACUCAGAAAGACAGCAUUAAUAAACUGGAAGAAAGAUCGGGGAAUCUCUCCCAACACCUGCAAUCUCUCCAAGCCCAGAACAGGAAGCUCGUAGAAACUCUGCAGCAGGUGGUUGAAAAAUACUGUCGUGAGCUUUAUAACAAAACUGGAGAACAUAGAUGUAGCCCUUGCCCAGAAAAUUGGAAAUGGCAUGGGGACAAAUGCUACCAGUUCUAUAAAAAGAGCAAGAGUUGGCAGGACUGUGACUCUUUCUGUAUUGCUGAAAACUCAACCAUGCUGAAGAUAAACACACAAGAAGUGCUGCAGUUUGCCAUGCCUCAGAGCUACUCUGAGUUUUUCUACUCUUACUGGAUAGGGCUGUCCCGCAACGGCAGUGACAAGCCCUGGCUGUGGGUGGAUGGAGCACCUUACACUUCUGAACUGUUUAAGAUUAAAACAGAUUUCACCAGUCCAGGAGACGGGGACUGUGUGACCAUUCUCAGUGGAAUGUUUUUCUCAAAGAACUGCGAAGAGUUGAGGCGGUGUGCGUGUGAAACAGUGGCGACCCCAGUCAAGUUAGAGAGACUCCCUUUGCGUCUGUGAAUCAUUCGUUACAUGUAGGUGAUUGACUCUCCACCUAUGACUACAACUGUGUGCUCCCUCCCUUCAGAGAAAUUGAAGAUCAGACAAAAGUCAUUCUCUUUAUGUGCACUUGUAAUGGUUUGGUUUCAAACUAUCCUCUUUCAUUUGAUCCAUGUUUAUGUAACAAUUCAACAAAAAGGCUUGAGCCACACAAAGUCAAUGCAGAGGAUAUCUGAGACAUAGGGAAAUGGAGAAAAAUCUGGAAAGGCAAUUGCUCUAACCGGCAUAAGAAGGAUUUUCAUAUUUCCUGCUCAAGAUCACCAGUACUUCUGAGCUUGGAAGUUUAUGCACAUAUUCACCAGUCACAAAGAAGUCCUGAUUACGUAUCACCAACUGGCCCCUGAAAUCCAUGAGGUUGUUGGAAUCCACCUUCUUGAUUUUGAGAUAACUUUCUAGUGUUGUUCUCUCUCAGCAUCUAAUACCAUUUUUUGUUCCUAUGUCGUCCUUUAUACUUGGAGUGAGAAAGUUAAACAGAGAAACUAAAUGUAUGUAAGAUCCUUUGCUCCAACAGCCAAUUAGUCCAGGGGAAAUUAGGAAUCAUUUCUUACACUGAGCUAACAAAUACAAAGCUAAUUCAUUUGGUUUGCUUAAGUUCAUAUUUUUUUUCCAUCUCAGUUUCUCGAUAGAGCCCCCAACUUCUCUGGCUAAUUCUCUUUAUUAGAAUCUUAACUUAUUACAAACAUAUCUCUCCAUGUCUAUUUAAGAUUCCAAUGAUUGUCUCCUAAGAAUUUCUUCUAGGAUAGAAAUAGCCUCAACUUGGUUCCAUAUCAGAAUUACUAUCCCUGAUGCUCCUUUCAGAGAGAUUGACAACCAGAACAAAAGUCAGUCUGUUUAUGUGCAUCUGGAAUAGUUUAGUUUCAGUUCCUAUUUUCUUCCAUUUGAUCCAUGUUUAUACCUUUCAGGUACUGGAGAUUUAAUAAUAAUAAACAAUGUGAAGUGUG